UUCAAAAUGGCUUCCCUAGAGCGACCGGUUUGUCAAAUCUUCUCUUUUCAGGACUGCAAAACCUCUCCCGACCCGAUUUUUGAGCUUCCUGCCCAGUGUCUGACCCCUACAUCGGCCCCGAUAGUGAUAGAUAACGGCUCCUUCCAAACCCGGGCCGGCUGGGGGGCUCCAGUGGCGGAGUUUGCCUCUCCGCGCCUGCUCUUCAGGUCGGUGGCGGCGCGCAGCAGAGGAGCCGCUCGCAGCGAGACCCAGAUCGGUAAUGACAUCACUAACCUGGAGCCGCUGCGGUGGCUGCUGAAGAGCCAGUUCGACCGAAACGUGGUGGUCAACUUCGAGAUUCAGGAACUCAUCUUCGACUAUGUGUUUACACACCUGGGCGUCGCCUCUGAGGGCAGCGUGGAGCACCCCAUGGUGCUAACAGAGGCACCAUGUAACCCCCUGCACUGUCGACAGAUGAUGUCAGAGCUGCUGUUUGAGUGCUACCAUGUGCCGUACGUCUCCUACGGUGUGGACGGCUUGUACAGUUUCUACUACAAUAACUAUCACAGGAACAUCCAUCCACCACACACUGGCAUUGUUCUGUCCUCCGGAUACCACUGCUCACACAUCUUACCAGUUAUAAAUGGCAGGUUGGAUGCGGUGAACUGUAAGCGUGUGAAUGUGGCUGGGAGCCAGGCAGCGUCCUACCUGCAGCGCCUCCUCCACCUGAAAUACCCAGGUCACCUCGCUGCCAUCACACUCAGCCGCAUGGAGGAGCUGCUGCAUGAGCACAGUUACACUGCUGUGGAUUAUCAUGAAGAGCUGGAAAAGUGGCGCAGCCCAGACUUUUAUGAGCGGGAGGUUCACCGUAUGCAACUUCCCUUCUCGGGCAAGGUGCCAGGCGGCUGUGUGAGCGUGGAGGAGAGGCAGGAGAGGCGAGCUCAGCAGCUUCGACGGCUUCAGGAGAUCAAUGCUCGCCGCCGGGAGGAGAAGCUGCAGCAGGACCACGUGAGGCUGGACAAACUUAUGGCAGUGCAGGAACUGCUGGACGAUGGCCUGUUGGAUCAGUUUCAUAAAAGCCUGGUGGAGCUCAACAUGGACUCGGCUGAGGAGCUGCAGUCGUACAUCAACAAACUGCAGCUGGCUGUGGAACAGGGCAGACAGAAGCUGCUGCACAGUGACGGAGCAGAGGGAAAGAUGGAGGUGUCUGAGCUGGAGCAGCCGAUGGACGAGGGAGACGGAGUGAUGCUGAUGGAUCCUGACUUCCCUGAGGACACGCUGCCGGAAAAACCUGCUAAUGUGGUUCAGCCUAUGUUCAACAUGGCAGAGUACCACCAGCUGUUUGUAGGGACUGAGCGUCUGCGCUGUCCAGAGAUCCUGUUCCAGCCCUCGCUGACCGGAGAGGACCAGAUGGGACUGAUGGAGACGCUGCAGUACGUCCUUGCCAGGUACACUCCAGAGCAGCAGGAGGCGCUGGUGAGCAAUGUGUUUCUGACAGGAGGGAACAUGCAGUACCCUGGGAUGAGGGAGAGAGUGGAGAGAGAGCUGCUGGCUAUGAGGCCCUUCCAGUCACACUUCAAGGUGACCAUGGCAUCACAGCCAGCCCUGGAUGCCUGGUACGGCGCAAGAGACUGGGCUCUGGAGCAUCCACCUGGAGGAGCAGCAGAGGGAUGGAUCAGCAGACAGGACUAUGAGGAGAAAGGAGGCGAGUAUCUGAGUGAGCACUGUUCCUCUAAUGUCUUCAUUCCCAUGAAGCUCGCCAAACCAGUUGCUGCUCGCCCCGCCGAGUCCUCCAUUACCACACAGACUUCAACAGCAGCUUCUGCUGGCAUCUCCAUGAUUACGUCUGCCCUGACUCCCUCCUGCUCUACUGUUGCUGCUGAUGUUUCUAUGGUUACCUCCUAAACUCUCAGAUAUCACGUGUCUUAUUUUGUAAGUGAAAUGUUUACUUUUUGGGGCGUCGACCUUCAUUUGCUUUUUCACUUCACGUUUGUUAAGUUUCCCACCAUGCCUUUCAGCAAACCCCCAGACAACAGGUGUGAACUUAUUGUCAAAGGUCUGUUUGCUGUUUGAUUCUGAUGAACCAAAAACAAUAAGUUAAUGUUGUUAAUAUUUCACACAGCUGCAAAAUGUCCUGCUCAUGCACAUGAAAUAUCUGUGUGGCCUACUGACUGCGUUUCUCUGUGGACAUAAAAAAUACACAACCAGACAACAAUAUAAGCUCAGCUAUAUAAGAAGCAUUGUGUAUUGUUGCUUUAUGUAGUAGCAAAGUCACCGUUCAGGAAUGUUGAAUGAGAAUCCACCUGUGUGUUGUCAGUCUGCAGAGAGACACUGUCUGUUUUAUGGUUUCCCGUCACUUUUGUAACAGUUUUCUUUUAUUUUCAUUCUGCUUGAGGAAACCACAAGAGGCUGUUCAUAUUGAACAGCCAUCAAGUUAAUGCUCUUAAAAGUCCAGUUGGAAUAUUUUUCUAUCAUUAUGUAAAUAGAAUUUGCUGAUUGUGUGUUUUAAAAAAAAUUAAAAAUAUUUUCAC
Molecule: messenger RNA, 2510 nt
Organism: Seriola dumerili (greater amberjack)
Lineage: Eukaryota; Metazoa; Chordata; Actinopteri; Carangiformes; Carangidae
Gene: actr5
Product: ARP5 actin related protein 5 homolog
Exons: 9
Coding region: 7-1884 (625 amino acids)
Biological process (GO): regulation of DNA-templated transcription
Cellular component (GO): Ino80 complex; cytoplasm
Source: RefSeq, a predicted model, not a curated record